GGCUGCCAUAAAUCGUCGAGUUCCAUUGGCAGUGGAGCUGAAUACGCAUGCCGUCAAGACCUGCGGUGAUCAGAAUAGCGUGCUCGAUGCAUCGCUCAUUUUCGAUGUCUCAACGAACGCUCCAUGAGCUCUUCGUGAAUGUUCCAUUAGAAGACAUUCAGUGGUAGUUGGCUCUACAUGUAUGUAGUUGUUGAGUGUUAGCGACGGAGUAGAAUCGCUUCGUCGAAGAAUAUCGAAGAUGUUUCUAGGCCAGAUUGAAUCGCUGGUGACCUACAUGGUAAUGUUGAGCACCAACCUGUAGAUGUCUCCGGUCAAGAAUCCAACGGUGCUUCCGACUAUAUGUUGAGCAAUACAAGCCUCAUAAUCAUUGAGUGUCUUGUCAUCGGCAACAUGUCGGCCGCUGCUCGCAAGAACGACACAAGCUUGGAAGCAGUCGAGAAACGGGCUCUGUUUACCCAUAUCUACCUCGUCCAUCUCGAUCAAUCACGUCACGACCUUUACGCGAUCUACCACGGCUUCCCUGCCGGUGUUGACAUGCCCUCUCAUCUCAAACUUCCCAGCAUUUCUGGAUCAGACCGCGACACCAAGAUUGAACAGCACGUCACUAAACUUCUCUUUGAAGAAAGAGACAAGCUGUGGCACGCAAAAUCAGGAGAGGAUGUAACAGUCGUUGCAGAGAUACGUGCGACGAUCCCUGUAUACGAUGUCAGCAGCAUUGAUCUCUCAAUAACCACGCGUGAGGAGUUUGAGAGAAGGCUCGAUUUCUACUGGUGGCGUGUACGCACCAGCUACACAGCGUACAGAAAGAGCUCUGAUAAGGAGCAGAAGAAGUUCAGAGUGGAUAUGACCACUGCUGCUAUUAGCAUGAGAGCAAAAUGAGAGACAAAGCUGGACAGAUGAUGAGAGAGGACUCUUUUCAUGGCCUUGCUUGCUAUAGUCGCUAGGAACGAAAUCAUGCAAAGAACGCUCUUCGCAAUACACACACAGGGACUGAAAAUGAAAGGCUGUACGUUUUGGCCACCGAACACUGUUGUCAAUGUGCUAUAAGGCUUUUCUACAGGACGACUG
Molecule: messenger RNA, 1068 nt
Organism: Aureobasidium pullulans EXF-150
Lineage: Eukaryota; Fungi; Ascomycota; Dothideomycetes; Dothideales; Saccotheciaceae
Exons: 3
Coding region: 340-879 (179 amino acids)
Source: RefSeq, a predicted model, not a curated record